AAUUAUUAUUAAGAUAAUUUGUCUCAAGAUUAUUUGGUCCAAAGAAGAAGAAAAAUUUGGUGGUCCUGACGCUGGAACAUAGUGAAGUUUAACUGAAAAUGGUCCAUAAACUUUAGUGUCGCUUUAUCAUUCAGCGGUAAAGUUUACAAUGGCGGAUUCUGCUCCAGCCGGUGGACGAGGUGGGUUUCGAGGUGGAUUCGGCGGUUCUCGAGGCCGUGGUGGCUCCAGGGGACGCGGUCGUGGUCGUGGUAGAGGCCGUGGCCGUGGUAAGGAUGAUCAAAAAGAAUGGAUUCCCGUCACUAAAUUGGGACGUCUAGUAAAAGAAGGAAAAAUCCAAAACUUGGAACAGAUCUAUCUGUUCUCUCUGCCAAUCAAAGAGUUUGAUAUCAUAGAUUACUUUAUCGGUUCAACUCUCAAGGAUGAGGUUCUUAAGAUUAUGCCAGUACAGAAACAAACCCGUGCUGGUCAACGUACUAGAUUCAAGGCUUUUGUAGCUAUUGGUGACAGCAAUGGUCACAUUGGUUUAGGUGUAAAGUGCAGCAAGGAAGUAGCAACUGCCAUCCGUGGUGCUAUUAUUCUUGCCAAGCUUUCUGUUGUUCCAGUAAGAAGGGGUUAUUGGGGUAAUAAGAUUGGUAAACCCCACACGGUACCAUGCAAGGUAACCGGUAAAUGCGGUAGUGUUACUGUGAGACUCAUUCCAGCACCUAGAGGAACUGGCAUUGUGUCAGCUCCAGUUCCCAAGAAGUUAUUGAUGAUGGCUGGUAUUGAAGAUUGUUAUACCUCUGCUAGGGGUUCAACUGGAACACUGGGUAACUUCGCCAAAGCAACUUUUGCUGCUAUCGGCAAGACCUACUCCUACUUGACUCCUGACUUGUGGGCCGAUAUGCCUCUUAUCAAGACUCCUUACCAGGAGUAUUCGGAUUUCCUCGCGACCGCCAAAAAUGUUGCUGAAUGAAUGUGAUUUUGUUUAAAAUAAAAUCACGUCAAUAGUAA
This is a messenger RNA of Harmonia axyridis, 993 nucleotides long. It is a transcript of the gene RpS2, whose product is annotated as 40S ribosomal protein S2. The transcript has 4 exons. Gene Ontology annotation, biological process: translation. NCBI's taxonomy places the organism in Eukaryota, Metazoa, Arthropoda, Insecta, Coleoptera, Coccinellidae. Gene Ontology annotation, cellular component: ribosome; cytosolic small ribosomal subunit. Gene Ontology annotation, molecular function: RNA binding; structural constituent of ribosome. Bases 149 to 955 code for a protein of 268 amino acids. The record is from RefSeq and is a predicted model, not a curated record.